Messenger RNA from Scleropages formosus (Asian bonytongue), 1735 nucleotides. RefSeq names its product arrestin, beta 1 (gene arrb1). The record is from RefSeq and is a predicted model, not a curated record. Gene Ontology annotation, molecular function: G protein-coupled receptor binding. Gene Ontology annotation, biological process: G protein-coupled receptor internalization; signal transduction. The transcript is spliced from 16 exons. Gene Ontology annotation, cellular component: cytoplasm. Bases 328 to 1578 code for a protein of 416 amino acids. NCBI's taxonomy places the organism in Eukaryota, Metazoa, Chordata, Actinopteri, Osteoglossiformes, Osteoglossidae.
CCAAAGAAGCAGAGGAGAACUGCAGGAAUCACCUGUCUCAGCUCUGCUCUGUGUGUGUGUGUGUGUGUGUGUGUGUGUGUGUGUGUGUGUGUGAGUGUGUGAGUGCGCAUGGACUCAGCAAUCAUUGUCAGAGAUGGUUUUUUAAUUUGAUCGGACAGCAGGCGGGAAGAGGGACGGACUGCACCACCCUCAACCCCCUUCCCCCCACCCCACCCCACACCGCCUUCACGGCACUCUUCACACCCCGUCUGGCUCCAGGAGGGAAACCUCCCUCUCGUGUUCUGCUGCUCGUUCCGCACUUUGGUCUCUCUCACUGCUGUCGUCGCCAUGGGCGAUAAAGGCACAAGAGUGUUCAAGAAAGCAAGCCCUAAUGGAAAGCUUACGGUUUAUCUUGGCAAGAGGGACUUUGUUGACCAGAUAGACCUCGUGGAACCUGUUGAUGGUGUUGUUUUAAUUGAUCCAGAAUACCUAAAGGAAAGAAAAGUGUUUGUGACGUUGACUUGUGCCUUCCGCUAUGGCCGGGAAGACCUGGAUGUCUUGGGUUUGACAUUUCGUAAGGAUCUCUUCAUGGCCAACAUCCAAGCUUUUCCGCCAUUUUCAGAAGGAAAGAAAUCUUUGACUCGUCUUCAAGAACGCCUAAUCAAAAAACUUGGAGAGCAUGCUUACCCAUUCACUUUUGAGAUUCCUCCCAACUUACCUUGCUCAGUGACCCUACAACCAGGACCAGAAGACACAGGAAAGGCCUGUGGCGUCGACUUUGAAGUUAAAGCUUUCUGUGCAGAGAAUGUUGAAGAAAAAAUCCACAAAAGGAACUCGGUAUGUCUUGUGAUCAGAAAGGUUCAGUAUGCUCCGGAAAAGCCCGGCCCACAACCCAUGGGCGAGACCACACGACAGUUUCUCAUGUCAGACAAGCCCCUGCACUUGGAGGCCUCUCUGGACAAGGAGAUAUAUUAUCAUGGAGAACCAAUCAACGUUAAUGUGCAUGUGACAAACAACACAAACAAGACAGUGAAGAAAAUGAAAGUUUCAGUGCGCCAAUAUGCGGACAUUUGCCUGUUCAGUAUCGCACAGUACAAGUGCCCUGUUGCAAUGGAGGAGUCAGAUGACAUAGUUGCCCCAAGUGCCACUUUUUGUAAAGUAUUCACACUUACACCCUUACUUGCCAACAACCGCGAGAAACAAGGGUUGGCUUUAGAUGGAAAACUAAAACACGAGGACACAAACUUAGCCUCCAGCACUUUGUUAAGAGAAGGCGCUAACAAAGAAAUCUUGGGUAUUAUUGUAUCUUACAAAGUUAAAGUGAAGCUGGUUGUUUCACGGGGCGGACUCCUGGGAGACCUUGCAACAAGUGACGUAUCAGUUGAACUUCCUUUUACAUUAAUGCAUCCAAAACCAAUUGAGGAGACAUUGCAUAGAGAAGUUACAGAAAACGAAGCCCCAGUAGACACAAAUCUGAUUGAGUUUGACACAAAUGAUGAUGACAUUAUCUUUGAAGAUUUUGCACGACAGAGGCUGAUUGGGCUGAAGGAUGAUGAAGAGGAGAAUGGCACUGACUCGCCAAAGAUGAGUGACAGAUAGACACUUGGGCAUUCAGGCACUACUACCUGGAUGAACUAAAAGACUAGUGCUGGCACCGUGGUCUCUUUCUUGCCUUUAUUCUCCUCUAUUCAUGCUGGGAUGUAUAACUGAAGACUUGUGACACAUGGGUUGAACAUUAUGUAGUGAAGAGUUAGGA